CGCACACCAGUUAACCAGGAACUUCUGCAAAUAGACACAGCUCCGCAACUCAAUCUCACAGACCCAACUUGCGCUGGAGCCCGGCCCGCUUAGCCCGGAGCUGUGAUCAUGGUGCCCUGUAUGAGCUUCAUGUCAAGAUGGACAUAAUAGAGACACUGACAGGGCUCGGAGAGGCGGUGCGCUGCGGCCAACUGGAGCUUGGUUUGACGGACCCCCGACGCGGUUUAUCGACUUCCUACAUUGUAGUGCAUUAGCGCAAGUACAAACGGUCAAGGAUUUACCCUCAAGCGGGCCGCCUCGCGGGGCUGGCCCUGCACGCGUGCACGCGUGAGCAGGCAGUAUGCCUGCUGACCCUGAUAGGGAUAUGGACGUAGAUAUGGAUGGCGAGCAGUGGGGCGGUGGCGAUGACAUCAAGAAGGGCGCCUGGACGCCGGAGGAGGACGCCCUGCUGACGAAACUCAUCGCCACCUAUGGCACAAAGAAUUGGAGUGUGGUGGCGGCUGGCAUCAAGGGGCGGUCUGGGAAAAGCUGCCGACUCCGAUGGCAUAAUCAGCUCAACCCGGAUGUUAAGAAGGAGCCGUUCUCGGAGUGGGAGGACGCUGUCAUCAUUUUGGCACACGAGGUACACGGCAACAAGUGGGCGGCGAUUGCGAAGCUGCUGAGCGGGCGAACGGACAACAGCGUUAAGAACCACUGGAACGCCACGCUGAAGCGCAAGGUGAACACCAACACGCUGCGCAAUCGCUUUCUGAAGGAGCGGGUGGUGCUGCAGUGGCUGCUGGACCACCCAGAGCUGGACACCAGCCGGACCAAGGACGCGCAGCAGACCAAGGCGGAGAUUUCCAUCAACGGCAACUGGGCCGGCAAGGCCACGCGGCGCGCGCAGGCCACAAUCACCGCCGGCGGCAGCGGUCGCGGCAGGUCGCGACGGAACCGCUCGCGCUCCGCUGAGUCGGGCUCGGCCACCGAUGACGGCGACGACGACGCGUAUGUGGAUGACGGCGACGGCGACGACGGCGGCCCCGGCGGCGGCAGCGGCCCCGGCGGCGAGCAGCACGGCGCCAGCAUCAGCACGGGCGUCAGAGGUGUGAGCGUCGGUGCGGGUGCUGGCGAUCGUGACCGCGGGGACCGCGGCGACCGUGGGGAUCGUGGUAACGGUGGUGGCGGCGCGGGAACAGGCCCGAUCGACCCGACGGCGGCGCUUCAGCAGCUCAACAGCAACCUUGCGCUGAACGUCAACGCACUGGGAGGCGGCGGCGGCGGGCCACUGGGACCCCUGGGGCCCGUCGACUUGGGCCUUGGCCCGGGAGGCUUUGGGCUGGGCCCGGGAGGCCCACUUGGUAUGGGCGGCAGCCUGGGGCCGGCAGGCGGGCUUGGGCUCGGGCCAGGAGGCCUGGGAGGGCUAGGGCUGGGGGCUGGGCCCGGCGCUGGACCAGGCAGGCCGCUGGGCCGUACCAACAGCGCAGCAGCGGCGCUGGCGGCGGCGGCGGCGGCCGCUGGCGUGCUGCCGCCGCCGCUGGGAGCCAGCGGCGGCAGCCGACAGCUGCUGGACCUGCUGCCUGGCGGCGGCGCCGGCGGGCCGGUCGGCGGCGGGCCUCUUGGCGGUGGCGGCGCCGGCGGUCGCGGCGGCGGUGGUCGUGACCUGGACUACGGCAACGACCACCGCGGCCGCAAUGACAGCUACGACGGCAGUGGCCACAUGGACCUCGGGCCCGGCGGCGGCGGCGGCGGCGGCCCCUUCGGAGGCCCACGCAACGGCGGCAUGACGCAGCCGCAGCCGCCGGGCCGCGCGGGCGGCCCCGGCGGCAUGGGCCCCGGUGGCGGCGGUGGCGGCCCUUCCCGGCUGCCGCCUGGCCCGGACGUGGGCGGCGGUUCGGGCCUGGGUAUGCCGGGCGGUGUGUCGGACAUUGAGCUGUUCAGGUCACUGCCUGAGGCCACACGGCUGUGCCUCAUUGAGCUGGCGCGACUGGCAGGGCCGGCCACGCUGAGCAUCAUUGAGCGGGAGCGGCAGGAGCUGGCGGCUGGCGUCCUGGCCGGCGGGCUGGGCGGCAUGGGCGGCGGCGGGGGCGGCCAUGGGUCCUGGCAGCAGCAAGGCAUCGUGGGGCGAGGCGGUGUGGCGGCGAUGGAUGACUUCGGUGGCGGCCGGUCGCGAGAGCAGUCGUUGAGCGAUGGGCUGGACAUGGCCGGCCCGCGGGGCGGCAUGGGCGGCGGGCCUAUGGGAGGCAUGGGGCCAGGCAUGCACCACGGCGGCGGCGGCGGCGGCCACCGCGGCAGCGGCGGCGUCACAGGGCCGCAUGGCGGUAGCGGCAACGCUAACGGCUAUAACGGCAACGGCGGCGGGUACGGCUCCAACGGCAGCAUGCACAUGGCUGGCGGUGGCAGCGGCGGUCCCAAGGGAGGACCGUACAAUGACCCUUACGGCGACAUGGGCCGCGGCGGACGGGGCGGCGGCAGCGGCGGUGAUGGCUAUGGCGGCGGGGCUGGCGGCGGGGGCAUGCGAGGCAUGGGUGGCGGCGGCGGCGGCCCGGUCAGCCGGCGAAACAGCGGCAGCGGGUAUGGAGGCAUGGGUUUUAACGGGAGCGGCAAUGAUCCCAUGAUAAUGGGUGGGCCGCUUGGCGGCGGCGGCGCCGACGCGGCGGCCGUGCUACGACAGCUGGCGCAGCGCGGCGGCGGCGGGCCCGGGGGCGGCAUGGUCGGGCCAAUGGGUGGCGGCGGAGGCGGCAUGGGCAGCGUGCCCGGCGGUGGCCUUGACGGCUACGGCGGCGGCGGCGGUGGCCGUGGAAUGUUAGUCGGCGGUGGUGGCGGCGGCGGCUUGGGCCCUGGCGGGCUUGGGUCGCUGGGCGGCGGUGGUGGCCUGGGCGGCGUGCCCGUGUCCUCAGCGGAGCUGCGUAUGCUGCAGGGCUUCAUGGGCGGCGGCGGGCGCAGCGGCCUGGCGGGUGUGCUGCAGAAGCAGUUGGCGGCAGCAGACCCAGGGCUGUACCGGGGACUGAGCGAGGAACUGGCCCACCUGCUCACCAGCGUGGACCCCGGCAGCUACUAGCAGCUGCUAAGGAGCUACGGAGCAGCAGCUUGCCUGGCCAGGCGUACAGCCGAGCCGGCUGGCUGGGUGGUUGGCAAUCAGCCUGCGUGGUCGGUGACCUACUGGCUAGGCGGUCAGGAGUGGCUGGGUGCGGCAGCGGUCAUGGCCGCGCGGCGGUUCGCAGCAAUAUAUGCGGAUGCCGUACGGAGAGGGGACAUUGGAUAAUGUCCUGAGAACAUGUGCUGGUAAUGUAUGAAGUAUCUGCCAGGAUGGGACUCACACCGGUGCCAGUGACCCGCCACGCAUUUGGCAGUUUGGCUGUGCUGAUGUGGGUGUCAAAAGUAAAGGAAUGAACUCCAUCCGUCAUUCAAAAACACGCAAGCCAGCAUUUGUGGUUGGCAUGUUCUGUCUACAACGCAAUAGUUGUGUUGCAUGUCCAGCAAUGAGGCAUGCGCAACAAGUUCCCAAGUGAUUGCCUAGUGCUUGUUGCGUCCUGCGCAUGCAAGAGCGGAUGCUGAUCCUACAACGCUGUCUGUCCUCAUUCUCUUAAACCGCCACUAGUGGCGAUGCAUGCACACAGUUGGGUGCCCCUUUAGUGACCGGGGCGUGGCGCUGGUACUUGCCGUCGAAGGCGUGUAAGUGCCAAAUGGUCUAUUGCAUGAAGCGGGCGCGGGGGAGCGCCACAGCUGGAGGUGGCGGCAUCCGUGACAGGUCGUUGGUCACAUGAGGGAGAGCCCGGGCUGGGACCGGAGCACCUUAGCAGGUGUGAGCAGCUCUGGUGGGGAUCGAGAGGCAUGCUGCCACGGAUAGCGCACACGCGCGCUCAGGAAUGGUAGCAAUAGCGGUUCGGCGCGUUUGUCUCGCCUGGAGUGCUGCCGGGGCAAGGACCGAGUCCAGAAGCAGCCCAACUUGCCGUCAAGGCGUUGGGGUUACUGCAGGGACUGUUGGCGUGCAUGCUCGCAUUUGGUGAAGGGGUUGUGGGUCUGGUCAUCUGGUAUGCAGAUGGACGUGAGGCCGCUUGGGGGGAGUUGAAGGGCCCGAUUGCAGUUAUGCAAAUGCAUCGCUUGUACCGGCAAUGGAGCGUUCAUGCGGAUAUUGCCGUACAUGAAAUAAGAGGCCGCCUGUGCUCGCAUGCAACGCGAGCACGUGACACUCCGAACCUGAGCACUGACGUAGUGUGCUGCCGGCAGCAGGCGCGGGGGAAAGGGUCGGGGGAGGUUGCGCAUACAUGCGUAUGGUGUGAGCGCACCGGCUUGCUACAGCUACAGGCUUACGGCUGGGAGCUGCUGGCUGAUGCAACGGGGUGCAUAUAUUUAGAGCACAGGUUGGCACUUCGCUGCGCGGAACGCAGUGCCAGCCCCCCCUAUAAAUUCUUGGUUGCAUAACUGCGGUGCACACAAAGUUGGGUAGCCAAAGACGCAGGAGGCGCAUGAGACUGGCCGAGAGCGGGGCGUGGGCGUCAAGGGCCUUGAGGAGUGGCUCAACAAAGCAUUCAUAACGCGUCUUGCUGGGUUAGGUGGAUUGCAACUGUUGUGCACGUGUGGGGGGGUAUUCGCGUGUGGUCACGGUCGGCACCAGGACGCCCGUGUACGCCCGUGUCGUAACACACGAAGGACGAGGCUUCCAGUGAUAGGCAGAUGGGGGCAUUCAGGAGAGGGUCUGCUAUAUGGCUGCCAGGAGACAAACUACUUGGUUAUGGGUUGUGAAACACGUGGGUGUGAAAGCAGAAAAGACACGAUCUGGGCACUGCGCACUGCUGGAUGCGUGAGUGCUGAGGCAGGCAAUACCCAAGCGGCAGCUGUGCUGAAAUGAAGCAUUCUUCCGACGUGGGCUCAGUGCACGGAACAGCUGGCGUGAAAAGCGUGUAGGGGGUAGAAAGCGGCUCACUGCUGCUUCCAGGGUGGUCUGGCAUUCCUGACACAGGCCACGCGCGUACCACUCCGGGUUUCAUGGCCACGGUCCUUGAGUCCACUCCAUAUGCAGUACGCCCGAAGCUUACACUGUAAAAUUAAUACAUG
This is a messenger RNA of Chlamydomonas reinhardtii, 5037 nucleotides long. RefSeq lists its product as uncharacterized. Gene Ontology annotation, cellular component: nucleus. The record is from RefSeq and is a predicted model, not a curated record. The coding region runs from base 341 to 3040 and encodes 899 amino acids. NCBI's taxonomy places the organism in Eukaryota, Viridiplantae, Chlorophyta, Chlorophyceae, Chlamydomonadales, Chlamydomonadaceae. Gene Ontology annotation, biological process: regulation of DNA-templated transcription. The transcript is spliced from 9 exons. Gene Ontology annotation, molecular function: DNA-binding transcription factor activity, RNA polymerase II-specific; RNA polymerase II cis-regulatory region sequence-specific DNA binding.